AGACCCAUUCUAGGGUGUAGAGAAGGAAAGCCUUUUCAGUCAAUCCCAAGCUAAUCGCCUACACCCAACAAUGGUAAGGAUCCCCAAUCUUUUUUCUAGAAUUUUGUAUACUUGAACUUGGCAUUUUGAAUUUGUUUUUUAUUCAUCCAUGCAAUCUCACUCCUAAUUUUGAAAAUCUAGCAGUUUGCUAAUACGAGUAGUCUGGUCUCCCCAAUAUCAACUCUUCUCCUUUAAUUAAGAGUUGCAAAUUGCUAAUGGGAAACCUUUUCUUAUCUUGUCCAUCCAGGUGAAUGUUCCAAAGACUAAGAAGACAUUCUGCAAGUCCAAGGAGUGCAAAAAGCACACACUGCACAAGGUUACUCAAUACAAGAAGGGAAAGGACAGCCUUGCUGCACAAGGAAAACGUCGUUAUGACCGCAAACAAUCAGGUUAUGGUGGACAGACCAAGCCGGUCUUCCACAAAAAGGUCUGCUUGUAGUGUACUCACUGUUUAAAAGUUCAUAGGUAUUGAUUGAUUCAAAGCUGACACUGUGUGAAAGUACUUAUGUGUAUGUUAUACCGUUCUUCAAUCCAGGCCAAAACUACUAAGAAGAUUGUGCUGAGACUCCAAUGUCAGGGAUGCAAGCAUGUUUCCCAACAUGCAAUCAAGAGGUGCAAGCAUUUCGAGAUUGGUGGGGAUAAGAAAGGAAAGGGAACUUCUCUCUUUUAAGUUGCAAUGGAAGAGCAAUUCGAAUCUAUUAUCUAUGUUUUGAGUUUGUUGGUCUCAAGUGUACGUUACUAAUUGCUUCUUUUCUUGGCAUUACUUCUGCAUUUGUUGCCUUUACAACACUGUUUCUUUCUCAAUGGCUAGAUAGCUUGAUGAGCUCUUGUUUCCAAAAGAGGUUUGUGUUUGUAGGAAUACAAUCACCUUUUGCUAAAGAACAAUCCCGUUUUGCGUUUAACUAGAAUCCCAAGAAUAUGCUCCCUUUCACAGUUGGACUGCAAUGUAAUAACAAUACAUAAUUUUUUAUUAAAAAAGCUUAAGAAAAUGCAUUACGAUUU
Messenger RNA from Cuscuta campestris, 1041 nucleotides. The record is from the annotation of a GenBank genome assembly. Lineage: Eukaryota; Viridiplantae; Streptophyta; Magnoliopsida; Solanales; Convolvulaceae.